UGAUAGCGAUAGUAGUAAUAGUAUAAUAGAAUUCGUAGUAACAAUAGUAAAAUUUUCUUCCCACGAAUCUUUUUGAAUUAUUUUGUCAUCCACCAUUUGAGACGUUCUUGACGUUUCAUCUAUUUCAUUUUGGAAGAGAAAAGAGAAAGAAAGGAGAGAGGGAGGGAGAAAGAGUGAGAGAGAGAGAGAGAGAGAGAAAGUAAAACGUAGAUAAUAUGGAGCAACGGCGAAUCGGAAAAGUGGAGGGAAGCUGACGGAUCCUCGUACGCCGCGCUCGUCCUUGAACGGCUUGAAUGGACACACGGUAGUGGAUGAAAGUGAAAACGAAACUGACCGUACACCGGGGGCGGCGUGGGAGGUGGAUUCUCUGUGAUAUGGAGAACGUCGACAGGACGACGAAUCCUUCGACGACUUCCUCUGUAGCGAAUAUUUCUCUGACACACACGGGGGUCGUCCGACGAGGAAACAUUUGCCACGUAUACGACUCGUAAAACGUUCGAAGAAGCGAAGGGUCCAACGUAGAAUGGCGUUCUGAACGAUGUCGUACGUACGGUGGAACGUUCAUUGACGUUCGAACUUCAGCAUCCAGAGCGUGUACAACAACGUUGAUGGACCAUGAAAUGAGGAACUUGCGUUAAUAGGCAAAUGAAUUUUAGAGGCUACAAACCCGGUGGAUCGUGUGUGCAGUGCCACCCUCUUUAGAAUUCCCCGUCUGUGGAGUAAGGAGCUCGUAAAAGACAAAGGGGGUUGGUGUUAGAGAGGGGUGGAUGAGCCAAAGCGUAUGAGAGAGAUAGAAGAGAAAGCAAGAAAGAGAUAGAUAGACAAAGAGAGAGAGAGAGAAAGAAAGGGAGAGAAAGAGAGCUAUUGUCUAGUGGAGGGAUAGAGAUAAAGAGAAAGAGAGAAACAGAAACAGAGAUAGAAGAGAGAAAGAGAAAGGAGAUAAGCAAGAUGGGAGAAAGCUCACCGGAUCUUAGCCUCCGGCUUCGACGUGGAAGUUCGGACUCCCGAGACUCCUUCUAUAUGGACUUCGCUCAGGGUAUCGAUUCGGAUAUCGAAGAAGUAGCCAGGCCAGGUGACAAUUGUGACUCGUUGUUAGAGAAUCAGUUGGACGAGAAUGGUUGCGAUCUACCGUUAUUGGAGGAUAUUACGACAAUACCGGAGGAGGCAUCGGAAGAAUUGAGAGAGGAGGAGGAGGCAGCGGCAUUGGAAGCUGCGUCGCGUACCACCGACGUUCCUGUAAUUAGUAUGGAAAUGGAGAAAUCUAGCAUAGGAUCUACGAUGACGACGACGUCGACGUCGAUGACGACUACGACGGCGACGACUACGACGACGACGAUUACGACGACUAUGACUAUAACUAUGACGAUGACGACGACGACGACGAAUACGAUGAUGAUAACAAUGACGAGUACGACAACAGUUAUGACGACAACUACGAGCCCGUCUACAGGUGUUGGAACUUUCUUAACUGCAGCAGCUGCUGCUGCUGCGGCUGCAGGCACGGCUACGAGGCAAGACUGGCCAGGAUUGCCAGCCGCUUUGCCAUCACCGGCCUCGCCAUCUGCGGUAAUCGUUUCGCCGGAAACGCUGUCUAGACACAGUAGUAGCUCACCCUCACGUGCCCAUCGGUCACCUCAGUAUGCACUGGCCCUACCAUGUUCCUCUCAGCCGAUACCAACGGUUUGUUAUCCAGCACCGACCUUCCUCGAGGUUGCCGACGAUCGCAAGUGGAAGAAUCUCGGAUGCGACGCUCUUGCGACGACCCUGAGUGCCCUGUAUGGAAAACUUCUCGUCGUAAUGGGAAUCGCCUUUCCCAUGGCGGAAGUGAUAUCUACCUAUAUACCGCCAUCUUUCUACGAGGCAUUUUACCUUUACCUAUACUUUGGCAGCAUGAUCUUUCUGAUGUACAUGUAUGGUAUGCUACUCAGGGAUGGCAAACCAAAGCCAAAAAAACAAAAGGACGUAUGCGAUUUGGAUUCAUCGAGAUCAUCGAGCGGUGCUGGAGGCGAUAGCGAUGCACCUGAUACAGGAUGUCCUCAUAUGACGGUGAUACGACCUAUACAACAUUAUGGUAGUUUUUAUCUUAGAAUGGGCGCAGUCGCUUUUGGUAUCGGUUCGAUGAUUUAUUCUGGUCUUGAAUUUGGCCAAUAUUUCGAGUUGGAACGUAACACCAAAUGUCACAACAUAAUGCUGGCACUAACACCAGCUACUAGAAUGGCUUUCAUCUUCAUUCAAAUGUACUUCAUAUUUCUAAACAACGAGGAUUUCAUGUUGCAGCAAAUGAAGGUACAUCGUCAUCGGAUAGUCGCGCGUUUCGGUCUGAUGCAUAUGAUCGGUACGAAUCUCUCCGUUUGGUUGAAUGUUUUGGUUCAAGAAACGAAGCACGAGAUUCUCACGUUUUACAAUCCGGAAAACAAUUCUCUGAGGAUUUCACAUAGACUAGGUAUGAAGGGUGGAUUCCAUCUCGGUGGACACAGCCAUGUUCAUCAUGGCGAACAUCUGAGAGUACCAAGAGGAUUGAAGGGUCCUCAUCAUAUGUUCGAAUGUAGAAGAACGAAUAUCAUGGGAUCGUUGGUUCAGGACGCCAGUCCGUUUCUUUUUCCUUGCACGAUAGAGUAUAGCUUGAUAUGCGCCGCUAUUUUGUACGUCAUGUGGAAGAACAUAUCUAAAACAAUGUUCGCGAAAACAAUGACUCCUCCGGGAUCUCGUCAUCACGCUCACGCUUACAGAAGAUCGCCGCAUCAUUACAGCGUCGACUGUGCCCGUGCCCACAAGGGUCUCUUCGUCGGCAUUUUUAUAUUGGUGCUAACGAUAAUAUCCUUGAUACUAUUCUUCGUCCUAAUAUCUCGUCCAGAGUUGGUAAGCUUGGCGGUAACGGAAGUAAACAUUUGCGAGUUGACACUUUAUGGAAUGUCUACUCUGGGAACCCUAAUAGGGAUGUUUCAAAUGCGUAAACUUCGUUACGACGGUGGUAGGAAUUUGGAAUUGGACAAUAUACUUUUAGUAGCCGCACAAACUGGUAUGUUCAUCUAUUCGACGUUCACGAUCAUUGGUGGACACUUUACACUACAGAAACACACCGUCUUAGUAUUGGUGACUGCUUUGGCAAGCGUAGUUCAAACCACUUGUCAGACUAUCUUCAUAUUAGACGCUUCGAGAAGAUCGGUAGCUACUGCGAAACAAAUAAGAAGAAAGCCAGGUAGAGAAAUCGUCACAUUUCUUUUGGUGACUAAUCUGGCUAUGUGGGCGAUUAACACGCUUGAAAAAUCACGAGCUGAGUCGCAUCCGGUGCAGUUGCAUUUUUACGGUCUUUGGGCCUGGACCAUAAUAACUCACGUUUCCAUGCCGCUGGCGAUUUUCUACAGGUUUCACAGCACCGUUUGCCUCUGCGAAGUAUGGAAGAGAGCGUACAAGGUGAAACCGACCUACAUGUGACGUAAGGGGUCCCGUGAAGUCGUCUGGAAGACCACGGCCCCUCAACGACCCAGAACCUUGCCGGGCAAACUCGACGCCAUUGCCGAGAACGAUCCGUCAUCGUAUUUCAUUUAAUUGAUACGAUAAUAUUCCUUCGAGACAAAAUUUUCUAAUCGCCUCACAUUUUUUACCCUCAUCUUCCCUUCCCUAUUUUCCACCCUUUCCCCUUCUGUUCCUUUUUAUCUAGUCCUUCGAAGAAGAAGAAUAAUAAGAAGAGGAAAAAGAAAAAAAGAAACGAAAAAAGCGGAGUAUCUUUCUCGUCGUAUUGCUUUCUAUAUAUAUAGUUUUCCAAAAAAAAGCUAUAUACAACUUUUACGUUUAUUAAACCUCUUUAAUUCCACAGAAAUAGAUUUAUCUUUUUAGAGAUAGAGAAAUCGUUCGAUUCAUCGAAAACGAGAUUAUACUUCGUUCAUAGAUUGAAUUAUCGUAGGUAUGAUAGGAAGGAUCGAUCGUAACGAUUCCGAUUGGUAUAAAAUACUCAUUGGAAUCGUCAAUUAUAAUACGACGAGAUAAAAGAUGAUGAUAAGGAUUAUAAAACGGAAGGACGAUUUCGAUUCAAUAAGUAAUAAGUAGGAAUUAUACGAGGAGUGACAGAUCAGUUACGCUUUCCGUAAUUUCUGUUCAAUCGAGAUCCACCAAAUAAUAAUAAUAAUAAUCAUCGGUACAACAAUUUCUUCGCUCUCACGGACAUCCGUCUUCCAAGUAGUACAAACUACAACUUAAAUAGUACUUGUCGCGUCCACGUAUAAGUGAUUUAUCUAAAGAAAAAAAAAUAAAAAUAAAAUAAAAUGAUCGAAAGAAAAGGAAAUAAAAAUAAAAUAAUUAUUUAAAGGAAUUAUCAGGAUAAUGGUUGGGGGGUUUGCGAUUGAUAGUUGAUUUAGAUAUUUUAAACGUUAGGUCAAAUCCAUUUAGUCCGUUCGUCGUUAUUCAUCGUAAUUAUUUAUUGAACGUUGGAACAAGUCUGGAUGAUAGAUAUCACGUACAUAUUACCUUCAUAUACAUACAUACAUGCAUACAUACAUACAUACAUACAUACAUACAUAGAGACACGCAAAGAAACAAACAAGAGAUUCUAAAUUAUCGUACAGAAUAUCGUCUGUAUGAUCGUAAUAACGUCAUAGAGUAGAUAGAUAUUCACGUUCGUCCCAUCGAAUGAGAUAGUUCUAUAGCACGAGUCUCUAGUUUAUUCUACGCGCACGUAGAUAUACCCUAGGAUAAUAAUAAUAAUAAUAUAUGUAUAAUAUAUUUAAACCGUCAUUUUUUCUUAAGAUUGAAUCUUUUAGCACUAUCAUUCACAGUGAUAAAACCGUCGUUUAUUCGAAAUAUAUGAUAUAUUAUAGUAUGUACGAACGUACAUACAAAAAUCCAUACAUACAUACAUACAUACAUAUAUGCAUACAUACAUACAUGCAUACAUGCAUACAUAUAUACAUACAUACAUACAUAUAUGCAUACAUACAUAUAUGCAUACAUACAUACAUGCAUACAUGCAUACAUAUAUACAUACAUACAUACAUAUAUGCAUACAUACAUAUAUGCAUACAUACAUACAUGCAUACAUACAUACAUACAUGCAUGCAUACAUACAUACAUACAUGCAUGCAUGCAUACAUACAUACAUGCAUACAUACAUACAUACAUAUAUACAAAUACAUAUAAUAUAAUAUAUUCGAAUAGAUAGGAAAGAAAGAAAACAAAAGAAAAGAAAAUUAUGAAGAAAGAAAAAUUUGAGAAAAAAAAUGGGAACAGAGUACAAUGGCUAACCAUAUCACAAAGCCUUUUAAUCCGUCGAGAGUGCUGUCCAAAGCUUGCGAUAAGCAAAUGGGGGAUCAAGAUCGAUCGUAAUUGAAAUGCGAUCGUAAAUCUGAGAUGACCUACUCGAAUCUUUAUUAUUAUUAUUAUUAAUAGUAGUAGUAUUAAUAUUAUUAUUAUUAUUUUAUCAUCAUCAUCAUCAUCAUCAUCAUCGUCAUCAUCAUCAUUAUUAUUAUUACUACUAUUAUUAUUAUUACUAUUAUUAUUACUAUUAUUAUUAUUAUUAUUAUUAUUAUUAUUAUUAUUAUUAUUAUUAUUAUUAUUAUUAUUAUUAUUAUUAUUAAUAUAUAUUAUACGAAUAAUAAACGUCAGAAAAAAAUCUGCGAAUGUGAGAAAGAGAGAGAGAGAGAGAGAGAGAGAGAAAGUACGAGUUUAUUUGUAUGAGUGUUCGUUGAGCGAACGCGUAAGAAUCAUUCAUGUAUUUGUAUGUGUUUAUGUGUGCGUGUGUGUGCUUGUGUGCAGAGUAGUAAAGGAAGAUAAGAGAAAAGAUAUAAAAUCGUAGAUUAUAGUAAUAAUAAGAAACAUUUAUAUAGUUAAUGCGUGUUUUGUGCUAGACGCUUUAUUAACGUACAGUUUAUCGCAAUGACUAUAUAUAUAUAUAUAUAUAUAUAUAUAUAUAUAUAUAUAUAUAUAUACAUAUACAGUUAUAGAUAUAGUUAAUUAAUCGGUUGGAACGAACAAAAUCGAAUUUUGUAAUAUAUAUAUAUAUAUAUAUAUAUAUAUAUAUAUAUAUAUAUAAUUAUUAGACUAGUCUAAGACGGCUGUAAAUACGGAAAGGAUCCUCUCAGUGUUUAGACUAGUGAUGUCGACAUGAUUCUCUUCCUAUAUUAUAUAUAUACACACACACACACACACACACACACAUACAUACAUACAUACACAUACAUACACACAUAUACAUACACACAAAUAUAAAUCUCUUUCUAUAUAUAUAUAUAUAUAUAUAUAUAUAUAUAUAUAUAUAUAUUUAUAUAUAUAUAUUUAUUAUUGCGUUGUUCUAUUAUAAUAUUUAUUAUAACGUUAGUUGUAAGGUUUAAUGCGCGAAAACGUUAUGUUUAUUAAAAACGGGACUCGCGACGAGAUCUCUGUCUCCGAUUUGUAGUUCAUAUUUCAAAGAGUCAAAGUAUAAAUUUUCUCAUUUUAAUCUAGUUCCUCUCUUUUUGUUUCUCUCUUUGUCUCUUUGUCUCUCUCUCUCUUCCUAUCACUGUUUCUCUUUCUUUUUCGUGUACUCUCGAUGCACAUUCUUGAUGCAUUUUCGAUGCAUCCUACUCCUACCUUCUUUCUAUUCCUUGAGAACAUUGACGAGGUCUCAGCGCGAGUCUUUCUUCUUGAUGAUAUUACAUAAAACGCAGGGGAAGUCACGAACUGUUUCGGUUUCUACUCGCCCCGAUAGAUAAAGUAAAGGAAUGAAGGAGCAAAAUAAUGAAAAAAAAUAAUAGUAAAGAAAAAAGGAAAAAAAAAGAAAAAAGGAAAGGAAAAAAUGCAAAAAAAAAAGAAAAGAAAGCAAGAUAUCUCUUUAUAUGUCACGUCUUUAAACUACUGUACUUUUUCUAUGUCCGCAUACUCUAGUUCCUAACGCAAUAUUUGUACUCUUAUACCCUUUGUACUAUUUGUACCUUACGAAUUGCAAUACACUCGUCCGCAAUAA
Molecule: messenger RNA, 6934 nt
Organism: Vespula vulgaris
Lineage: Eukaryota; Metazoa; Arthropoda; Insecta; Hymenoptera; Vespidae
Product: proton channel OtopLc-like
Exons: 10
Coding region: 949-3435 (828 amino acids)
Biological process (GO): proton transmembrane transport
Cellular component (GO): membrane
Molecular function (GO): proton channel activity
Source: RefSeq, a predicted model, not a curated record